AUGAGGCCUCGCGACGCCAUCGUCGCGGGGUUACGGCGCGUGAUCCGGCACCACGUCGCGGCGUCCACGGCGCUCUACCUCCUCGGCGUCCUCGCCGCGGCGCUUUACCCCGCCCUCGCGAGACGCACCUUCGUAGACGAGAACGCCUUCCUCGUGGCGCAGACCACCGUCGGGUUCGAUCGGCGCGACGCUCGCGACGCCUCGGAGCAUUACCGGGCGGCGAUCGACGCCGCGAGGACAUCGCCGGGGGACGUGCAUCGUUCGGACGCGCUGAGAGGAUGGCUGGAGGACGAGCUGGACGCGCUGGGGAUGGAGCGGUAUCGACAGGCGUUCGCGCUGGAUCGACACAGCUGGACGCGCGGCGACGAUGAUUGGGGAAGAAGAUCAGACGCUUCUUCCAUCGACAACGCGACGCACGGAGUGAACGUCCACGCCGUCGCGAGGGCCGCGCGGGGCAACGGAAGGGAAGGCAUCGUCCUCGCCACCCCGAUCGGCGCGCCCGGCGCGACGCUCGAAGCCGACGCCGCCGCGCUCGCCCUCGGCCUCGUCGUCAUGAGAACCAUCGCGUCAGCGCCGUGGCUCGCCAAAGACGUCGCGUGGCUCGUCGCGGACGCGCGGUGGGGACCGGGCGAUCACGGCAUCGCCGCGACCGACGCGUGGCUCCGCGAGUACCACGACCCGGGAUCGAGCACGCAUCAUAGUGCCGGGCAUCUUACACAGCAUCGAAGGCAUCGUGCACAGCUGUCGCCCUCUCCCCUCGCGCUGUUCGGACGCGUCGGCGCCCUGCAGCAGGCAUACGUGCUCGAGCUUCCCGAGGGCGCCGUCGCCGACGUCGCGUCGAUUAACGUCGUCGGAUUCAACGGGGCGCUGCCCAACCAGGACCUUCUCAACGUGCCCGUGCAGCUCGCGAAGCUCGCGGGGUUUCCGAGAGCCGGGAUCUUCGCGGAUUCUUCGAGAUUCUCCGGGACGGGCGGCGGCGAUGGAGACGGAGGCGUCAAAGGAGGCGACUUGUUCGACGCGGUCGGCGCGGUCGUCGGCGGGGCUCCGUUCGCGGCGGAUCUUCGCCGGGUCGCGGGGUUUGCGCUCGCUUUGGCUCGCGGAACCCCCGCCGGGUCGCACGCGUCGUUCAAGUCGUACGCCGUGGACGCGGUGACGGUGCGAAUGAGCGGCAGCAGGGGGGUGCCCACCGGGGGUGCCCACCGGCGCGACGGCGUCAGCGGCGAGGACGCGUUUUUGCGGUUGGGAACGUUCGCGGAGAGCGCGGUGCGAUGCUCCAACAACCUUCUGGAGACGCUGCACCACUCGAUGUUUUACUACGUCAUGGUCGACGACGAUCGGUUCUUGUCCAUAGCCGAGUACGUCGCGCCGCAGGGGCUGAUGCUGGCGUCGUCCCUCGUCACGGCGAUCGCGCUCGCCGUGAUCGGGACGUCGACGGGGGGGGUCGCAUCCGUCUUUGUCGCCGAGAAGACGCGCGGGAAGAACGGCGGGAAGAACGGCGGGAAGGCUACACCCGCCGCGACUGCCCCCGCGCACGACUGGUCCUCCGCGCUCGCGCUCGCGCUCCUCGCGCACGUCGCCGGCUGGUGCGUGCUGCUCGUCGCGACGCGGACGGCGUCGACGGCGGCGCAGCUGGCGGCGGCGUACGCGGGCGCGCUCGCGACGGCUGCGGCGGCGUUGGCGACGUGGUCUAAUAAUGUCGACGGUGAUGAGGGUUCGUUCGACGGUGAUGAGGGCGAUGGGCGCGUCGGGGCGCGCCGCGAACCCCCGUGGGCGACGCUCAAGGUUGUCGCGCUGAGCGUCCAGGUGGCGUCGCUCGGCGCGCUGACUUUUUUCAACUUUGCGCUCGCCGUCGCCGUCACGGCUCCGCUCGCGCCGCUUCAGCUGUGGGCGCACGGGGGUGUCGGCGGGGCGAUCAAACCGUGGUUGAGGGCGGCGCUCACGCUCGUCGCGGCGCCGGUCCUGCUCGUCGCGACGUCGUGCGCGGCGCUCGGGACGGACGCGCGCGCGUGCAGCUUGGGUGACGCGGCCGCCGCGCACGUCGCCUGGGGGGAACGCGUUCACGUCUUGCCGCUGGCGUGGUGCGUGGCGUGGCCGGGCUUGGUGCUGGCGGCGUGCGUGCACCUCGGAGGCGUGCGGGGUUGGCGCCGGGGGGCGUCGACGCGGGAGGAGGAGGCGCCGGGGGGACCGGAGGGGAAGAAGCGUCGAUAG
Micromonas commoda is the source of this 2208-nucleotide messenger RNA. RefSeq lists its product with no specific name. Gene Ontology annotation, biological process: attachment of GPI anchor to protein. The record is from RefSeq and is a predicted model, not a curated record. The coding region runs from base 1 to 2208 and encodes 735 amino acids. Gene Ontology annotation, cellular component: membrane; GPI-anchor transamidase complex. The transcript has a single exon. NCBI's taxonomy places the organism in Eukaryota, Viridiplantae, Chlorophyta, Mamiellophyceae, Mamiellales, Mamiellaceae.